Messenger RNA from Saccoglossus kowalevskii, 2185 nucleotides. RefSeq names its product arginine--tRNA ligase, cytoplasmic-like. Gene Ontology annotation, biological process: arginyl-tRNA aminoacylation. Lineage: Eukaryota; Metazoa; Hemichordata; Enteropneusta; Harrimaniidae. Gene Ontology annotation, cellular component: cytoplasm. Gene Ontology annotation, molecular function: ATP binding; arginine-tRNA ligase activity. The record is from RefSeq and is a predicted model, not a curated record.
GUGUUGUACUUUCUUCACUCUCUGAGCAAUAUGGCUGAUAAUUUAGUGCAAUUGACAAGCCACUGUCAGCAGCAGGAAGCUGCUAUCAAGUCUUUAUCAUAUGAUCUACAACUACUGAAAGAUGGUCAGUUACCGGAAGAUGUAGAAUUGAACGCAGUCUCGCCAAACUUGGCAAAACUCAGAGCUGAAAAUGAGAAGUUGAAGUAUCGCUUAAAUACUCUUAAACGGAGUCUUGCCGAGGAAGAAUCCAGAUACGAGAAAGUAAUGCCGAGUUUGUUAGUUGAUUUGAAUAGUGUCUUUGAAGGUGCAAUUAAAGCUGCUGCCCCAGAACUUGCAGACCCACCCAUUGCUAUAUCAUUAAGUACAGCUGAGAAGUUCGGAGAGUAUCAAUGUAACAGUGCAAUGGGUAUAUCACAGCAACUGAAGGGACUAGGAAUAAAGAAGAGUCCUCGAGAGAUAGCAGAAACCAUUGUGAAAGGAUUGCCACCAAGUGAAAUGAUAGAGAAGGUGGAGAUUGCGGGACCAGGAUUCAUCAAUAUUCAUCUCACCAAGUCGUUUGUUUCUCACAAACUGAAUGAAUUGCUGGUGAUCGGCGUACGACCGCCGCCAAUUGGACGUAAGAAGCGUGUGGUUGUUGACAUGUCUUCUCCAAAUAUUGCUAAAGAGAUGCAUGUGGGUCACUUAAGGUCAACUAUUAUUGGCGAUAGUAUAAGUCGGCUGUAUGAAUUCUUAGGUCAUGAUGUGCUACGUCUUAAUCAUAUCGGUGAUUGGGGAACACAGUUUGGUAUGUUGAUAGCGCAUUUGAUGGACAAAUUUCCUAACUACGUGGCUGAGUCUCCUCCUAUUGGGGAUUUACAAGAUUUUUACAAGGAAUCUAAGAUCCGAUUUGAUAAUGAAGAAGAGUUCAAAAAACGUGCAUAUUCAUUGGUUGUUAAAUUACAAGCUAAAGAACCGGAUAUUACCAAAGCAUGGAAUCUGAUAUGUGAUGUAUCUAGGAGAGAAUUUCAAAAAAUUUAUGACCGCCUUGAUAUCAAAAUAGUUGAACGUGGGGAGUCUUUCUACCAGGACAUGAUGGGAGAUACUGUCAGGGCCCUUGAAGCAAAAGGCGUGGUUGAAGUGGAUGAUGGAAGAAAAGUAGUAUUUGUACCCGGACAUGAUGUGCCUUUAACCGUAGUCAAAUCAGAUGGCGGCAAUACUUACGAUACAUCAGACAUGGCUGCCUUACAUCAUCGGUUAUUUGAUGAACAUGCUGAUGUUAUUCUCUAUGUUGUUGAUGCAGGACAGGGGCUGCAUUUCAAUUUAAUAUUUGCGGCUGGUAAAUUGGUUGGAUGGUAUGAUCCAUCAUCAACACGUGUUGAGCAUAUUGGAUUUGGUGUUGUGCUUGGUGAAGACAAGAAAAAAUUUAAAACUCGUUCUGGAGAAACGAUAAGACUGGCAGACUUAUUGGAAGAAGGGUUGAAGCGAUCUUUACAGAAGCUGAAAGACAAGAACAGACAUGAGAUUCUGACAGCAGAAGAAUUAAAAGCAGCGCAAGAAUCAGUGGCGUAUGGUUGUAUCAAGUACAGUGAUUUGAGUCAUAACAGAGUCAAUGAUUAUGUGUUCUCAUUUGAUAAGAUGCUUGAUGAUAAAGGAAAUACGGCUGCAUAUCUUCUUUAUGCAUUUACAAGAAUCAGGUCAAUUGCACGUUUAGCCAACAUAGACAGAGAUACUUUAAAGAAGGCAGCUGAAACCACUGCAGUAGAUCUGGAUCAUCCCAAAGAAUGGAAACUUGGUAAAUGUCUACUACGUCUUCCCGACAUCCUGUUACGAGUCUUAGAUGAUCUCUGUAUGCAUACUUUAUGUGAUUAUCUCUAUGAAAUAUCUACAACCUUCACUGAAUUCUAUGAUCACUGCUACUGUGUGGAGAAAGACAGACAAACAAAGGAAAUUAUCAAAGUGAAUAUGAGUCGCUUGUUGCUAUGUGAAGCCACUGCUAAUGUCAUGGAGUGUGGAUUCAGUAUACUUGGAAUCAACCCAGUUGAGAAGAUGUGAACAAUCCUGUCUUCUGAACACAAUCCUUUAGAAGCAGUUGAUGAUAGUCAAAUACUGAUAUUUUACAGUUGAGCUUAUAAAAGUCUCUUUCCACACAAAUAUCAGCUUGAUUCUCUUACCUGUCAAAAAUCAUACAAUAAAAUAUAUGUACCAG